Talaromyces proteolyticus is the source of this 1266-nucleotide messenger RNA. RefSeq names its product putative endo-beta-1,4-glucanase celB. The record is from RefSeq and is a predicted model, not a curated record. Lineage: Eukaryota; Fungi; Ascomycota; Eurotiomycetes; Eurotiales; Trichocomaceae. Gene Ontology annotation, molecular function: hydrolase activity, hydrolyzing O-glycosyl compounds. Gene Ontology annotation, biological process: carbohydrate metabolic process. Bases 1 to 1266 code for a protein of 421 amino acids. The transcript has a single exon.
AUGGCGGGAACACUCGCGCUCAGCACAUUACUUGUUUUGCCUCUGGUAUCUGCUCAAGCUGUUGGCAUACCUGAUGCCCAUCCUCAGCUUGUGACGUACAAAUGCAAGGCGAAUGGAGGUUGUCAGGCACAAGACACAUCUGUCGUUAUUGACUUCACCUUCCACUCUGUCCACGAAAAGAAUAGUAGUACGUCCUGCUAUAAUGGAUCAGUUGACACAAGCCUCUGCCCGGAUACUGAGAUGUGCACCCAAAACUGUGUCGUUGAUGGUGCAGCGAACUAUACGGAAUUUGGCGUUACGGUUGCUGGCAGCUCCUUAACAAUGCAUCAAUACAUGACCGUCAAAGGCGAGACCGAAGUGACUUCCUCACGGCUGUACCUUCUCGAUAAUGCGAGCCAGAAUUAUGCAAAGCUUCAAUUACUCAAUCAGGAGUUCGCCUUUGAUGUUGAUGUCUCGACUCUGGUAUGCGGCAUGAAUGGCGCCUUGUACCUCUCUGAAAUGGACCUUACUGGAGGUCGAAGCACAUCUAGUCCCGCAGGUGCAGCUUAUGGAGCAGGUUAUUGUGAUGCCCAGUGUCCGAAACAAGCAUGGUUCAAUGGAGCCGUUAAUACUCAAGACCUCGGCGCAUGCUGUAAUGAAAUGGAUAUAUGGGAAGCCAAUGCUCUAUCCACGCAGCUUACUCCCCAUCCAUGCACAAAGCCAGGUAUCUACGGAUGCUCUAGUGAUGACUGUGGCUCUAAUGGGGUUUGUGAAGAGUCUGGAUGCGGAUUCAAUCCGUAUGGGCUGGGUCUUCAUAACUAUUACGGGUACGGCGGCAGAAUCGACACAAGCAAGCCAUUCACUGUCGUGACACAAUUCUUGACUAAUGAUAAUACGACGACGGGCACUCUUUCUGAAAUUCGCCGGCUGUAUGUUCAGAAUGGAACUGUGAUCCAGAAUGCCGUUGCGACGGUGGCGCCUUUCGUCGGAACUGACUCUAUCACUGAUAAGUAUUGUGCAAAUGCUGAUAGUGGGUUUGCAUCCCGCGGGGGUUUGAAGACUUCAGGGGAGGCUCUUGAUCGUGGAAUGACGCUGGUGUUCUCUAUCUGGAACGACAAUAGUCAGUUCAUGAACUGGCUUGAUAGUGGAAAUGCAGGGCCAUGUAAUAGCACCGAGGGGAACCCGUCAAUAAUCGAACAAACAGCGCCUUAUACUUCGGUAACAUUUUCGAACAUCAAAUGGGGUGACAUUGGAUCGACGUACAAGUCUACUAGGAGGGCUUGGUGA